AUGGUUUCUAGCAACAUUGUGUUUCCUAUUGCUUCGUACUGGGUAUGCUCAAUAGGAUUGGUAUUUAUAAAUAAACAUCUGCUGUCUGGGAUAGGUGCCGAGCUGGAUAUUCCCUUGUUUAUAACAUGUUGCCAGUGCCUAGUGACGAUUGGAAUAUGUUUGGUCCUUCGCUGGGGAUCCUUCAAAACCAAAUAUUUGAAGACGUUUUCAAAGCUGGACAUAAAUUUCGAAACAUGCAUAGAUGUUUUACCACUUUCAAUUGUUUUUGUGGCAAUGAUCUCAUUCAAUAACUUGUGUCUUCGAAAUGUUGGUGUAGCAUUUUACUACGUUGGAAGAUCAAUUACAACCGUCUUUACUGUGAUAUUGACGUAUGUAUUUUUUGGAGAUAACUCAACAAAAGGCGUGAAUGUCUCUUGUUUGGUUAUAUUAAUUGGUUUUGGGAUAGGAUCGGAUCAAGAGUCUCAAGAUCCAUUAACUACAAGUGGGGUUCUUUACGGAAUGUUCGCUUCUUUGGCAGUUGCUUUGAACGCUUUAUACACAAAAUCAAUUCUGCCAAAAGUUGGUAACUGUAUCUGGCAAUUGACAUGGUACAAUAAUAUUCUAGCAGUGCUACUUUUCCUUCCUCUAAUUAUCAUUAAUGGAGAUUUUGGCAAAAUUUGGAAUCAUUUCCCAACUUGGUCAUUUUGGCAAUUGCUAUUUAUAUCAGGAAUAUUUGGGUUUGUAAUGAAUUAUGUUACAGGAUGGCAAAUUAAAGCAACAUCUCCUCUUACACAUAACAUCUCGGCAACCGCAAAAUCUGCAUCCCAGACCGUCAUAGCAGUGUUUCUUUAUAGUGAAGUGAAGUCAUAUUUAUGGUGGUUCAGUAAUUUAAUCAUUCUUCUGGGUUCAAUGCUGUACACCAUAGCUAAAAAGAGCGAAGUGUAUUCAAAGCUACGACAGCUGAAAUCAAAUUAA
Molecule: messenger RNA, 954 nt
Organism: Caenorhabditis elegans
Lineage: Eukaryota; Metazoa; Nematoda; Chromadorea; Rhabditida; Rhabditidae
Gene: nstp-9
Product: Sugar phosphate transporter domain-containing protein
Exons: 8
Coding region: 1-954 (317 amino acids)
Cellular component (GO): membrane
Source: RefSeq, marked reviewed